AUGACCACCGCCCACUCCACCAAGGUCCACGUUCCCGUCACCACCAUCACCGACACUCUCACCACGAUUGUGCCUUGCAAGACCCGAACUACCAAGACCUUCCACCCUCCUACUACUCCCCCUCCUGCUCCCACAGUCACAAUCGUCGACACCACCACCUACUGCCCCGAGGAGGGAAAGACUGCUCAGCCUUCCAAGGGCCAGUCUACUUUCCAGGUCGUGACCACUGCUUCCCCUCGCACCAAGGCCUAUGAGGUCCCCAGCCACGCUGCUCCUACUACCGAGGGUGAGGAGAAGCCCACUGCUGUGGUCCCUGUCCCCGGAAAGCCCACUGGUGGAUACCCCGUUCCCGAGAAGCCUACAGCUGGAUACCCUACUCCUGAGAAGCCCACCGGUGGCAAGCCCGUCGCCCCUCCCGCUCACGGUGUCCCCUACCCUCCUAGCAACGGAACCGUCUCCAGUCACGUUCCCGUCUACCCAGCUCCUGUUCCCACCACCGCCGUCCCCGUGGCUCCUGGUACUACCGCUGGCUACGCGCCUCCUCCCGUUGUCUCCCAGCCCGGAGUUGUUCCUCCCGCUCCUUCGGCUCCCGUCGGCACUCCCGUCCAUACCACUCCUGUUCCCGUCAGUGGUGCCAGCGUGGUUCGCACUGGCUUCAUGCUGGCUCUCCCAGCUGCCCUUGCUUUCUUCAUGUAG
This is a messenger RNA of Fusarium verticillioides 7600, 696 nucleotides long. RefSeq lists its product as hypothetical. Bases 1 to 696 code for a protein of 231 amino acids. NCBI's taxonomy places the organism in Eukaryota, Fungi, Ascomycota, Sordariomycetes, Hypocreales, Nectriaceae. The record is from RefSeq and is a predicted model, not a curated record. The transcript has a single exon.